AUGGGCAGUGCCACAGAGUUGCUGGAUGAUCUCAGCAACCGGGACGAAGCCGCUGUUACCGCUUUGUUUGCCCAACGUAAAAGUGGUCUUGAAAAGCUGCGUGCACGCUUUGGCGAUCAGGCCAUCGGUUAUCGUGCAGAUGGCGGACAUGAGCUGAUCAGCGAGCGGGAAUUAUAUGCGAUCGACAAACUCGACUACCUGAACCGGCUGCUGCAACCAGUGCUUGGCUUUGAUGCAUUUACCCUGCAGGAUAAGCACACCGACUUGUUUGGCUUUAACCGAAAAGUGGUGAAGACCUUGAUCCAAAACAAUAGUGAGGGCGGGCUUCAUAGCGGUAUGCUGAUGCGCGCACUGCUGGGCCUGUGCGGUCAGCUGGGCAUUGAGGUUAAAACAGAAGUGGAACUGACCGACCCGCUGGCGGCACUCCGCGAAGAAGGCGCGGUGGUAGAUAUUGUCUCAUCAAAGACAGGCGAGGUAAAAGGAUGGGCUCAUACAGACUGGGGCAAGACCGUGACGGCAACACAUACGUACGAUCAGCUGAAUGCAGCUGAUUAUGAUGCAGUUGUACUUCCCGGCGGUGUUAUGAACCCUGACAAGCUGCGGACACAGGACGCUGCCGUACGCUUUGUAAAGAAUAUGGCACAGGCGGACAAGCCGGUAGCAGCUAUCUGCCACGGCCCCCAAACAUUAAUAGAAGCAGGCGUCCUGGACGGGAAAACAAUGACUUCUUACCCGUCUUUACAAACAGACCUCCGGAAUGCGGGCGCAAACUGGGUAGACGAAGAGGUGGUGCAGGAUGGCUACCUGAUUACCAGCAGGAAUCCUGAUGACCUGCCGGCUUUUAACAAGAAAAUUAUUGAUAGCCUGAGCUGA
Molecule: messenger RNA, 873 nt
Organism: Ostertagia ostertagi
Lineage: Eukaryota; Metazoa; Nematoda; Chromadorea; Rhabditida; Trichostrongylidae
Source: the annotation of a GenBank genome assembly